AUGGUCCCGGGCGAAGGUCCAAGUGUUGGCACCGACUCACGAGGUCUAUGGCUUCUGCGUAAGAUGAAGGAGUUGAUAUAUAUCACUGAUGAUGAAUGGAAGGAUAUGUUGUCCGAGGCGGAAACGGGGAGUCGCAUUAUCCAUUGGCUCGAUGGGAAGGGUGGUAGAGGAGACCUGCUGGUGUUUUAUAACGUCCUCAGUGAGGCCGGACACAAAUCCCUCCAUGUGUCGGUGGGCAUGCAUGAGGUUGAGAAGGCUAUCUCCGUGAUGGGCAAGCUGGUCGCCGGUAUGUAUUUUAUAAGGACUGCCAGCGGCAAAAUUGAUACGGCAGGAAAGGAGGUUAAUGUGGCAAUGCUGAGCAGUUGUAUAUUCGGCGUACUGGGAGACACGAGGAUCCUUUAUGAUGUGCAGAUAGUUAUGGAGCAGCUGUUCUUGCCCGCGUUGGACUAUAAGCCACCGGACGGUUCGAGCCCUGGUCGGAAUCGCAAGUCGUUGACAGAAUCUCACAUAAGUUCGAGGGGUCUGUCGUUGCCGGAGGCAGGGACGGAUAUGAUGAGCGUGAUGAGUUCAGUGAUGGAAGGGAGCUCCGAGGAUGAGGAUUCCGAUGCGUCGGAGAAGUCGGCGGAGUCGAAGGAGGAGAAGCCCGAUGGUCGUGAGAACGGUGGUGACGCGAGGCUGGUCCAGGUUGGAUCGGAGACUAGGGACGAGUUGGUUCUCAACGCGAGUAAAUUCCAUCAAAAGUUGGGCCAGGUGGCUUCGCAAGUUUACGGUUCCUCGAGCAUUCGCCCUCCUGAAGGGGUGGAUUUGGAUGAGCUGUUGAGGAAGCUUGAAGGGUCGGAGGAGUGUGGAGAGGAUGUACUUCGAUGUGUUGAAGCUGUGGGGCAAUGGGCGGAGGAGGUUGAGCGGCUGCUGAAGACAGAGAAGGAACAUGCGACGGCCAUUGGGCCGCACCCGAUGGCGGAGAUCCUCUUUUGGAGGGACCGGAGUGAGAGGCUGUCGAGCUUGUUCGAGCAACUGCAACUUGGACGCUGCCAGAAGGUAGGAACGUUCUUGUGUGGUGGCGGCAGUGCGAGUCGAAUACAGGUAAUUGAGAUUCAAUCGGCAUUGCACAAGUUGCAUGUGGAAGCCAAGGACAAUGUGAGGUUCCUGAUGACUUUGGAGCGGCAUCUGAAGAAGUUGACUAAUGGUGGUAUGGCUGAGAUUGCCGAGAUGCUGCCGAACUUGAUGAAUGCUCUCAGGAUGGUGUGGGUUGUCAGCAGGUAUUAUAAUACGGAUGAGAGGAUGGAACCACUACUUCAGCGAAUAGCGGAGCAGAUAGCCACAAGGGUUAGUGACCAAAUCAGCGUGAAGUACUUGUUGAGGAGGAGUCCAGUGAGGGCGGGAGUGCUGGUUGCACAAUGCAAGGCGACCUUGGAAGGAUGGGAGAAGCAUUACAUGGAGACGCGAUCUAGAAUUGAAGAGAGCGGCUCGGACCACAGGUGGGAGUUCGACAGAGCCAAGUUGUUCAAGCGCACAAAGUACAUGGCGAAGACAUGUGGUGAUUUAAUGGUGAUUACUAAGAUGUUAGAACAAUUUUACAAGUUCCUCGGGCCGGAGCUCAAAGAGGUCACAGGCGACGCAGUGGGCAUCGACAAGCUUCUAGACGAAGUGACAACCGCAGCAGCUGCCUUCAAGGCCUACAGCGAAUGUUUCGACGAUCGGCACCGGAAGGCCUGGGAGAGAGAAAUGAAACUGUUCAAAGAGAAAACCAUUGAGAUUGAGGAUAAAGCUAUCGUCUUUCUCGAUACACGAUUCAGACAGGUAAACCUUGCGCAAGAAGAUUUCGUGGGAGUAUCAAGUACCUGUUUUGGCACUGGGCAGAAGGCUUGCGGAGAUUAUGUAGAACUUGGUAAGGCGAUAUUAAAGUACGAGAGAGAUCUCUUUGGAGAGUGGCGGAAGUCGGCGAGUUUAACGGCGACGGAGUGUCUCAAUAGGAGCAUUCUUGCGAUUGAGAAGCAUGAAGGGCGGGCGUCGGCUAGUUAUAUGGUGAACCUUGCGCCAGAGUUGAUCGAACUGAUGAAAGAAGCGCAAAAUUUCGAUCUCAUUGGUGGUUUCGAACUCCCUGCUGCAAUCGUCAAUUUGGCACUGCAGAUGGACAAGUAUGAAGAUUAUGCCGAAAAAUUGAGAAUCAUGCUUCAGAGCUACGAGGAAGCGGUUGAAGGUCUGACGAUGGUACAGUGCAAGGUGUUGCAGUCGCAGAUCGCGGAUCUUCAUAAGGCAUUACGCCCAGGGUUGACACCGUUGAACUGGAAUAGUCUUGGCAUUGCGGAUUUCAUCGAAUCGGCGACUCGAGGGAUUGCAGCAUUCAAGAAUAUCAGAGAACAAGUGGAGAAGUCUGAGGAACGAGUGGAGGCAGUUGUGGAAUCGAUCGAGCAAUCGAUUUUGGAUUCCUUUGAGUCGAGUAGCGACGGCGAAGACAUUAUGGAUAUUCAGGAAUUCUAUGACUAUUUCGAAAACCAUCGCAUUAGUGAAGUCGAGAAGCUGGUAGAGCAAUAUGAGAGCAUUGGGCCGUUUCUGAUCAAAAUAGAGGAAACCGCGACUGGUACGAAAUCGGGUGCAGCAGAGUGUAUGAAGGAGUAUUACACAUAUUGGGAAAGAAGAGUUUAUAAUGCAAUAACGACGGCCCUCAUCAGAGGACUAAGCACUUUCCAAGUACUUUUAACUGCUACUACACAGAGGCCGCCGUUGAUAAGAAUGCGGGCGGAAUUCAAUCCUCCAGAGGUCGUGGUCGGCUCCCUCCAUGGGGUAUUCAAACUGCUAAGCAAGCUCAUGCAGAACAUCUUGCUCAGCUCAUCAGCGUUUAUGAGGUGGAUGGACGGAACUUGCCUGCUAGUGCCGGCGCAAACUGCAGAGCAGGAUGAGGAAAAGGCAAUCAUGUUUACCUUCCAUAAGGACGUGUCGCAGAAUGCAGCGCUCAUUGAGAUGACGAUGAAUAUCCAGAAUUCGCUACAACAAGUGUUCCAAGUUAUCAACAAGUUUAUGCGCAGUUGGAAGAAAUACGAUACUCAGUGGGGGUUGUGGGAUAUGAGGAGAAGACAGGAUUUGGAGAGGGUCGUCAAUGAGAAGAAACCUGGUCUAAGCUAUUUUGAAGUUCAUCUGAAGGUCUACAAGAAUCUGGUGGAUACUAUGCUGUCUCACAAAAGAGACCAGGAUGUGGCUUUCGUCAGGAUCGACUGCAUAGCCGUUAUAACAGGUAUCCGCACUCAAGCACAGGAGUGGUUGGCGGAUUAUGGCCGUAUAUUAUCCGACAGUGCGUCCAAAGAGUUAGAGAGGAUACGAGCCGAGAUAAAAGAGUUUAAGGACAACAUUGAUUUCAACCCUACUAAACUGGAGGAGCUGAAGUUGAUGCUUAGCACAAUAUCAUCGAUAGAGGCCUCCAAUAUGGACAUGGAAAUACGGAUAGCCGAUUUACAGGAGAAGUAUCGAACUUUAGCAUCCUAUAAGUGCAUGGUGAAGACUGAGGAAAAGAGUCUAGCCGAAGGCUUACCCAGCGCGUGGAGGAAUCUAAAGAAGUAUUCCCGAGCUAAGGACUUGGCAUUGGAGAAAAGCAAGAUUGAGUUUGCUGAAACCACCAAACAGGAGGUUAAAGCCUUUGGUGAAGAGUGCCGCAAGCUCCUAGACAACUUCAGUGUUAGAGGACCAGACACUUAUGAUGUCACCCUUGAUGAAGGAGUUGAACUGAUGAGAAAAUAUCAGAACGAGUUGAACCAUGGUCUGAAAAAGAAGGAGGAAUUGGUGAAAUCCGAGAUGCUCUUCAACCUGCCUAUUACGAGCUAUGUGGAAUUGGUAAUUUUGGAGAGGCAAUUGAAGCUGGUGAAGAAUGUGUAUGAUAUUUAUGAGGACCAUCGGAAGAUGGUAGAGGAGUUCAGCAACAUGUUGUGGACGAAGAUCGAUAUUGGAAUGUUGGAGAGAACCUCGGAUGAGUAUGAGAAGAAAGUCAGGAAAAGAGGGAAGGAUUUGCCUGAAUUGAAAUCAUCCGCGAUAUUCAAGAAGCUCGAGCAAGUGGUAUCGGAUUUCAAGCAGUCCGUACCGUUGAUUGCGAGUUUGAAAACGGACGCAAUCCGACCCUCCCAUUGGGGGGAGUUGAUGGCGUUGGCCGGGCAAGUGCCGGAGGACGCAGAAGAUGAAGAAGCAGCAGCAGCCGAUAUCGACUUGGCUUCUAUGACGCUGAGGUCCGUCUUUGCGUUGGAAUUGCAGAGAUUCCCGGAGGAGGUGAAUGAGAUAAGAACGACUGCUAUCAACGAGAUGAAUAUCGAAAAUGAGUUGAAGAGGAUUGAGGCGGCUUGGAGGGCUUUGAAUUUGGAUAUGGGAAUAUACAAAGGUGAUCGUGGUCACGUCUUACGCGGCAAUGAGGAGUUGAAGCAGACGUUGGAGGACCACGUAUUGGUGCUGCAGAGUAUGGGUAUGAGCAAGUAUGCAAUGAAAUUGAUGGACUCUAUCAAGAGAUGGGAAAAGAACCUCAACAUCGUUAAUGAAGUACUCAAUGCUUGGCUCACUGUACAGAGGAAGUGGAUGUAUUUGGAGAGUAUCUUCUUGGAUUCGGAUGAUAUCAGACUGCAGCUGCCGGAAGAAGCUAAGAAGUUUGAUAAAAUCCACAAAGUAUUCAAGGAGCUGAUGGAACGAACAGCGGCAAGUCCGAACGCCAUCCAAGCGUGUUGUGGUAACGACAGACUGAAUGAGUUGAAGGGCCUCACUGCUGAGUUGGACAGGACGCAGAAGAGUCUUACUGAUUAUCUAGACACGAAACGCGCCUUGUUCCCGCGGUUCUACUUCAUAUCAGACGAUGAGUUAUUGUCGAUCCUGGGAAGUUCGGACCCUCAGGCGGUGCAGCCUCAUUCGCUGAAGCUCUUCGACAACGCGAAGGAAAUCGUCUUCAAGCCCGGCACCGCAACUGUUAUUGGCAUGGUAUCUGACGAAGGAGAGCGAUGGACGUUUUGUACACCUGUAAAGGCGGUCGGAGCUGUCGAGGAGUGGAUGACGAAGGUUGACGAAGAGAUGAAGGAUUCCUUGCUGAGGUUGAUGAAGGAGGCCGUUUAUCACUAUCCCUCGACCCCUCGAACUGAGUGGAUACUAUCGCGAUUGGGUAUGGUGGUUUUGGCGGGCACACAAACGUGGUGGACGUGGAGUAUUGAGGACACUUUUAAACGUGUGAUGGAGAAGGGCGAUAAGAAUGCUAUGAAGAGGGAACUGAGGAAGGAGAGCCACGAGUUGGGUCAGCUGGUUGAGCUGAUAAGGACGAAUCUUAGCAGCUGCAAUAGGAAAUGUGUGAAUACGUUGAUCAUUCUGGACGUCCAUGCGAGGGACAUUGUUGAUCGAUUUGUGCGAGACUCGAUCCUGGAUGCGCGGGAAUUCGCUUGGGAGAGCCAGUUGAGGUUUAUGUGGGAUAGGAAGUUGGAUGACAUUCUGAUUAAACAAUGUACGGGAUCAUUCCGGUAUUGUUACGAGUACCAAGGGUUGAAUGGCCGGCUGGUCAUCACGCCACUCACCGAUCGGUGCGUUAUGACCCUUACCACUGCUCUCACAUUCCUUUUGGGAGGAAGCCCUGCUGGGCCAGCGGGAACUGGUAAAACGGAGACUGUGAAGGACUUGGCGAAGAGCUUGGCGAUAAGAUGUGUUGUAUUUAACUGUGGAGAAGGGCUCGAUUUCAAAGCCAUGGGUAAGGACGAGGGUACCACUCUCCAGGGGUUGUUGAGUGAUCUGUUCCCGGGUCUAGAAUGUCCACGUGUUGGGUAUCCAACGUUAAAGAAGGCGAUUGAGGAGGAAUUGGAGAGUCGCAGUAUGAAGCAUCGAUAUGAAGAUCUUUACGCCUUGCAAGUGGAUAAGAUCAUGCAGUUGUACGAGACGAUGCUGACCAGGCACACUACGAUGGUUGUUGGUAAGACAAUGAGCGGGAAGUCGGCGGUUAUAGAGUGCCUUGCUGGGGCUCAGAAGCGAGCGUUUGAUACUCCGACUCACCUUUAUCCGAUCAACCCGAAGAUGGUCACAGUGAAUGAGCUCUAUGGUGUGCUGGACCCGGCAACAAGGGACUGGACGGACGGUUUAUUGAGUAAAAUAUUUCGAGAUAUCAACCAACCGAUCCCGGCUGGGAAGGGAGAGGAAAAAAGAUACAUUUUGUAUGAUGGGGAUGUUGAUGCGGUUUGGGUCGAAAAUAUGAACUCCGUUAUGGACGACAAUAAAAUUCUUACACUCAAUAACGGUGAGCGAAUAAGACUAGAAAAGCACUGCGCCAUGCUCUUCGAAGUGGACAACUUGCAGUACGCAUCGCCCGCCACGAUUUCUCGGUGCGGUAUGGUAUAUGUGGACGAUAAGGACCUGGGGCCGGGGCCAUUUUAUGACCGUUGGGCGCGAGGAAAGGGAGAUAAGGUGGAAAAGAUUCUGAUGGAGAUGUUUGAGAAGUGGGUGAGGCCGUGUUUGGCUCUCCUCUGCGAUGGGAGAGUUGACGGGGAGGUCCUUGCGGACGGUCCGCUCGCUGGGAGUUUACCCCGCAGUCAGGUUGGGACGGAUUAUGUCGUCCAACUGAGCAAAAUUUUCGACAGUAUUGUUGGGGGAGAGGUUGGUCAUAUGAAGCCGCUGACGGUGGCGUCGGUUUUCGUCUUCACUAUGGUGUGGUCGCUCGGGUCGGUGCUGGAGGAGAGGACGCGGGAGCAGUUUGAUGAGUUCCUCAAGAUGGUGGUGAAAAAGCAUGAAAUUCCCGGGAUUGAUUCAAUUGAGUUGCCGAAAGAAUCCCUUUAUGAGAUGCUGUAUAAUACGACGGGUGAAGCGUGGGUGCCGUGGGAGGAGCGCGUGAUGGAGUACGAGGAGGGUUCGCCUGAUAGAGACUUCAAUUCGAUAUUGGUCCCCACGGUGGAUACGACACGAUACUCCUGGCUGAGGUCGCAGUUUGCCAAGGUGAAGGCGCCGUGCUUGUUCGUGGGGGAAUCUGGGACGGCGAAGUCGGUGACCAUCAUCAACUCGCUGGAGGCGGACCCGGUGGAGACGAGUUUGAUGUUACUGAUAAACUUUUCGAGUCGGACGAGUUCGGCGGAUUUCCAGCGGAAUAUUGAGGACAAUAUCUUCAAGAGAACAGGUCGGGUUUUUGGACCAGAACAGGGCAAGACUUUGCGUAUUUUUGUGGAUGAUCUUUCGAUGCCGAAGAUCGACAAGUACGGUACUCAGCAACCGCUAGCUUUACUGAAGUUUGUUGUGGAGAAAGGUUUCAUGUAUGAGCGAGGAGGCGAUUUGGAGAGGAUUGUGAUCCAGGAUAUUGAGUAUAUAGCGGCAAUGCAGCCUCCGGGAGCUGGGAGGAAUUCGAUCGAUCCGAGGGUGGUCAGCCUGUAUUGUGCGAUAGGGAUCACCUUCCCGUCAACGGAGACGAUUGAUAAGAUAUACAGCUCGAUACUGAGGGGAAUGUUUGUGCUGUUCGGGGAUGAGGUUAGAGAAAUGGCGUUGAGGCUUCCCGAAGUGACUUUGUUGUUGCAUCGAAAAGUGGUGGAGAAUAUGCCGAGGAGUCCGUCGAAGUUCCAUUACAUAUUCAACCUGCGCGAUUUGUCGCGGGUUUAUCAAGGAGUUUGUCAGGGCGACCCUCAAGUGGUGACCACAGGUGCGAAGUUGGUCCGUUUGUGGCGGCAUGAGUUCACUCGCGUGUACGCCGAUCGGUUGAUUGACAGCAGCGAGAGGGAGUAUGUGGAGGAGGAAUUGCUGGGCGCAGUCAUCGAGACUAAAUUUCCGGAGUGUCAGGAGGAAGUGUUGAGGGAACCACUGGUGUUUGGGGACUUUAAAGACGUUAUUGGUAUAUUAGAAGCGGACGAGCCGACGGGAGAGGUGCGGCUUUAUGAAGAUAUGCGAGAUUGGGAAGCAGUGAAUCGGAUACUGUUGGCGGUGUUGGAAUUAUACAAUUCAGAUAGGAGUGGUAUGAAUUUGGUAUUAUUUGUGGACGCUAUGCGGCAUAUGGCCAGGAUUCAUCGAAUUCUGCGGCUCCCGCAGGGGAAUGCGCUGUUGGUGGGAAUUGGGGGGUUGGGGAAGCAGAGUCUGACUAAGCUGGCAUCGUUUGCGGCUGAGCAGGAGUUGUAUGAGAUUGCACUUUGUCGAGGGUAUGGGGACAGCAAUUUGAAGGAGGAUUUGAAAGCGCUGUAUCAAGUGGCGGUGAAGAAGCCACAGACGUUCCUUUUUACGGAUGCCAAUGUGGUUGAGGAAGGGUUUUUGGAAUAUAUUAAUAACAUGUUGACGGUAGGGAUGGUGCCGGCAUUGUUUGCUGAUGAUGAGAAGGAAUCGUUGAUAUCGGGGGUGAGGAGUAAAGCGAAGGCUGAAGGAGUGAGUGAGAGUCGUAUGUGGACCUACUGUGUUAACCAUAUAAGAUCUCAAUUGCAUAUGGUAUUGGCAAUGAGCCCAGCCGGGAGCGCUCUUAGAGUUCGCUGUAGAAACUUCCCUGGUCUGGUCACGUGUACGACAAUCGACUGGUUUGAGCCGUGGCCGAAUGACGCUCUCUUGGCAGUGGCAACUCAGUUGUUGGCGGAGUGUGAUAUUCCUGCUGAGAACAGGGAGGAUAUUAAUCACUUCAUAUGCGAAGCCCAUCUGUCGGUGACGACCAAGUACAGUCCGGAUUUUGAGGCUAAAUUUAAGAGGCGCAAUUUCGCUACGCCGAAGAACUAUCUGGAUUUCCUCUCGGGAUACGAAGACCUUCUCGCUAAAAAUCGUAAGACGAUCGACGCUCAAACUCAGCGAUUGGGAGGAGGGCUGGACAAACUGGUACAAGCAGCAGAGCAAGUGACAAUUAUGAGUAAGGAUCUAGCGGCGAAGAAAGUGAUAGUGGAUGAGAAGGCGUUGGCGGUUGGUACGUUGAUUGAAGAAAUCAAUGAGAAAUCGAUGACGGUUUCGAAGCAUCAAAAGGUGGCUAAUGAGCAGGCUAAGCAAAUUGCUGAUGAUAACGUCAUCAUCCAACGGGAGAAGGAAGAUGCUGAUACAGCACUAGCUGAAGCGCUACCUGCACUUGAGAUGGCGGCCAAGGCUUUGGAGGAAUUGGAUAAGAAGGAUAUCACAGAAAUAAAGUCGAUGGCGAGCCCGCCGGCACCGGUCAUGACUGUGUGUCAAUGUGUGCUCAUUUUGAGGCCUCUGGGAAGGGAGGAUGAAAACGGAGGCUGGGCCGCGGCUAAGCAGAUGCUCAGUGACGUUAGUCUUUUGAGAGCUCUCCAAGUUUACAAGAAGGACGAUAUGAAAGACCGUCAGAUUAAGAAGAUCAAGGAGCUCCUUGCUAAGGAUAAGGAUGUUUUCGAGGGGGAUAAUAUGAAGAAUAUCUCCAAGGCAGGCUUUGGCCUCCUGCAGUGGGUGAAAGCGAUGAUCAAGUAUCACGAAGUGGCGAGGACGGUCGAGCCAAAGAGGAAAUUGGUGGCGGAACUGACACAGAAGAAGGAAGAAGCGGAGGCUAACUUGGAGAGGAUUAACGAAGAGCUGAGGACGUUAGCUGAGAAUAUUGAAAGAUUGAGCAAGGAGGAAGUUGAGCAAAGUGCGGUAUUGAAGUCGUUGGAGGAGGAAGCGGAGGCGAUGCAGAGGAAGUUGGAGGCUGCAUCGAAGCUGAUCGAUGGUUUGGCGUCGGAAAGGAAGAGAUGGUCAACGGAUAUCACUCUACAAGGUGAUAAGAAGGUUCGGCUAGUUGGGGACUGCCUCCUUGGGUCGGCCUUUAUUUCCUAUGCGGGACCAUUCAAUCAUCAGUUUAGAAAUGAGAUGCUCUACGGUGACUGGCUUGGUAGAGUCGUUGAAGCGGACAUACCGACUAGCAGGGACUUCAAAUUGGAAGCGUUAUUGACGUCUGAUGUAGAGGUGACACUGUGGAGCUCUCAAGGGCUACCUAGUGACGAGCUCAGCGUCCAGAAUGGCAUAUUGACGACCAGGACCAACCGAUUCCCGCUUUGCGUGGACCCUCAGAUGCAAGCUGUGACGUGGCUAAAGAAGAAGGAAGAGAGAACAAAUGGUGGCUUGACGGUAAAGACUUUCAAUGAUGAGUAUAUUAAGUACCUCGAGCUGGCUAUACAAUAUGGCAAGCCUUUCCUGUUCGAGAAUCUCGACGAGGAAAUAGAUCCGAUGAUUGAUCCUGUGCUGGAGAAGAGGUAUGUUAUUCAAAAUGGUCAGAAGUUGCUUACACUUGGUGACAACACUAUCGAAUGGUCGGACACAUUCGUUUUAUUUAUGACGACACGCAUUUCGAACCCGCGAUACUCCCCUGAGAUUAUGGGGAAGGUGUCGAUCAUCAACUACACGGUCACUUUGGACGGGCUAGCUGCGCAGUUGUUGAACGUGGUGGUUGGGUUUGAACGGCCGGACUUGCAAGCGGAAAGGCAGCAGUUGGUGCAGUCUAUGAGUGAAAAUCGACAAGUCAUAAAGAAUCUGGAGGACACUUUAUUGAGGGAGCUCGCGGCUUCGAAAGGAUCGAUUCUUGACAAUGAGGAGUUGAUACAGACGUUGCAAACAGCCAAGACGAAGGCGUUAGAGAUAACAGAGGCCCUCGAAACGGCCGCACGAACAAGUGUUGAAAUUGACAACAUGCGGGAGAUAUAUUCAGAGGUGGCCAAGAGAGGGAGUAUUCUGUACUUCGCCACGCAAGGGCUGAGUGCCAUAUCGGAAAUGUACGAGUAUUCGCUCGGCUCUUAUCUGGCUGUGUUCGAGCAGGCGUUGCGAGAAGCGAAACCUGACAAGAUCAUCGAUAAUCGUUUGAAAAACGUCCGAGAAAAGCUCACUCAAAACGUUUAUGACUUCACGUGCAUGGGGCUGUUCGAGCGACAUAAACUUUUAUUUUCCUUCCAAAUGACGUGCAUGAUUAUGGACGGCGAGAAGGAGCUCGUCAUGCAGGACCACGAGUUUUUCCUCAAGGGCAAUCCAAGUCUAGAGAAGGUUGCUAUACCGAACCCCCAUCCCGACUGGCUGCCUGAUGCCGGUUGGAAGGACAUGCAGGUGCUGCCGAGUCUUGGAGAAUGCUUUGAGAAUAUAAUCGAUGAUGUGUCCAGUGCAGAAGGAGGCAAACUGUGGAAAACAUGGUUCGAUUUGGAGCAGCCGGAGAGUUCGCCAAUGCCGAUGGGAUACGACGAGAGUUGUGAUCCGUUCCAGCAGCUGCUCGUGGUACGAUGUCUGCGCACAGAUCGCGUAGUUAAUGCCAUCAAGAACUUCAUAAUGUGGCGACUUGGAGAAUACUAUGUUCAACCACCGUCUUUGGUAUAUGAUAAGAUUUUCCAGCAAUCUAAUGAGAAGAGUCCGAUUGUCUUCAUUCUGUCUCCUGGUGCGGAUCCUCAGAGUGAUGUCCAACAGCUCGGCGAGAAACUUGGAUUUACUGCUCCAAGCAAGUUCCGCUUCUUAGCACUUGGUCAGGGCAUGGGGCCUGUCGCACAGUCUAGCAUCGAAACUGGGUAUCAUCGAGGGCACUGGGUGAUGUUACAGAAUUGUCAUCUUCUAACGAGAUGGCUGAGGACUUUGGAGUCGAUACUCGAGGGAAUGACCAAACCUCAUAGUGACUUCAGACUGUGGUUGACGACACAACCGACACAAGCAUUUCCUUUGGGUAUUCUACAGCGGAGUUUAAAGGUUGUCACUGAGCCACCGGACGGACUGAAGUUGAAUAUGAAACAGAGUUAUGCUAAGAUAACUGAUGCAGAUCUCGACGAGUGUACCCACGAGGCUUUCAAACCACUUAUAUUUGUCCUGGCGUUCUUCCAUGCGGUUGUUCAGGAUCGCAGAAAAUACGGCAGUAUUGGCUGGAACGUUCCUUAUGAUUUCAACGAAUCCGAUUUCAAGAUAUCCUUCCAGCUAUUGAGGCUAUAUAUCGAUAAAGCUCAGGAGAGCGAUGAUCCUCUACCAUGGGAGACAAUGCGUUAUCUGAUCGGAGAAGCUAUGUAUGGCGGUAGAGUGACCGACAACUAUGAUCGUCGGGUCCUGUGCACUUAUUUAGAAGAAUACAUGGGCGACUUCAUCUUUGACGAGAAUCAAGAUUUCUUCUUCAGCCGCUCUGGUCAUGACUACACAGUCCCUAAGGGGAGGCUGGACGUCGAAGCAUACGUCGCGUCGAUAGGAGCUUUGCCGAUCACACAGUCACCAGCGGUCUUCGGACUCCAUCCUAAUGCAGAAAUUACGUAUUUCUCUAAUUCGGCUAAGGAUCUGUGGCUUGGCGUACUCUGUAUGCAAGCUGGUGACACGAGUGGUGGAGGAGGCAUGUCGAGGGAGAGUUUUAUUCAGCAAACGACCCGCGAUAUUAUCGCGGCUAUCCCCAAGAAAGAUAUGAAAUUCUUGAAAAACGAAGGCUCUCUUACGCCUACUGAAGUUGUUCUUUCACAAGAGAUUGAUCGCUUCAAUGCCCUGGCUAACAGCAUGUACGAGUCGCUUAUUGACCUCGGAAGAGCGCUUGUGGGAGAAAUUGGUAUGUCGAAUGAGCUCGACGAGCUGGGCACGUCCAUAUUCAAUGGUUUCCUCCCGAGUCAUUGGGCCAGGCUUGCUCCUCGUAGUGAGAAGCCACUUGGGAGUUGGAUGGACCAUUUUAGGAGAAGAUUAGAACAGUAUGGAAGAUGGAUGGCGGAGGGUGACCCGCAUGUGAUGUGGCUAGCUGGGCUACACGUGCCCGAGUCGUUAUUAUCGGCGUUGGUGCAAGCGGCUUCUCGCAAGAGGGGUUGGCCAUUAGACAAGUCGACUCUUUAUACGCAAGUCACGGGUAUGAUGAGUCCGGAAGAGGUAACGGAGCCUCUGGCUUUUGGAACGUAUGUUGAGGGACUGUAUCUGGAAGGAGCUCGUUGGGAUAUUAGCCUGGGCGAGUUAGCUCGGCAGAACCCUAAGCAGCUCGUUGUGCUUAUGCCCCUCAUACAAAUAAUCCCAGUUGAAGCCGGUCGUCUCAAGCUUCGCGAGUCUUUACCAACACCAGUGUAUUUGACGCCAAAGAGACGGGAUGCUAUGGGCAACGGCUUUGUGUUCGAGGCAAAUCUACGCACACGAGAACAUCCGAGCGUGUGGAUAUUGCAAGGCGUGGCUCUCUUCCUCAACACCGAUCAGUGA
Molecule: messenger RNA, 13038 nt
Organism: Perkinsus marinus ATCC 50983
Lineage: Eukaryota; Perkinsozoa; Perkinsida; Perkinsidae
Product: dynein-1-alpha heavy chain, flagellar inner arm I1 complex, putative
Exons: 80
Coding region: 1-13038 (4345 amino acids)
Biological process (GO): microtubule-based movement
Cellular component (GO): dynein complex
Molecular function (GO): dynein intermediate chain binding; ATP binding; minus-end-directed microtubule motor activity
Source: RefSeq, a predicted model, not a curated record